Messenger RNA from Pomacea canaliculata, 1808 nucleotides. Its product is annotated as sulfotransferase family cytosolic 1B member 1-like. The transcript has 7 exons. The record is from RefSeq and is a predicted model, not a curated record. Gene Ontology annotation, biological process: sulfation. Gene Ontology annotation, cellular component: cytoplasm. Lineage: Eukaryota; Metazoa; Mollusca; Gastropoda; Architaenioglossa; Ampullariidae. Bases 566 to 1447 code for a protein of 293 amino acids. Gene Ontology annotation, molecular function: sulfotransferase activity.
GCCAUCAUCGCUUCAGGGGUACGUCCGUUAAUGGAAAGUCCGGUACACUUAGCCCGGAGAACAGCGUUUGUUUUCUUUGCCACCGACUGGACACCGGUGAUGAAGGAGGGUGGCGACAGUCGGAGGUUGACGUGGCCGACCGUGACAAAAAGGAAUGGUAGAUAAGUCAUAGGUACCCCGAGCAUAGCGCAGAGGGAUGUGGUCACUGUAGUCAAAGGUCCAUAGCGUCUGAGUAAGUUAGAUGUAGUUCAGAGGGGUCACGUGGUAUAUUCGUACAUAGGCUAGGACAGAGCUCUAGUCGAGGCUUUCCCCUCGUGUUCAGAGCCGAGUGAUGCUACCAGUUCCAGCGCAAAGGAAUCGUUCGUGUCCCGAGGACCCACCAGAUUCCAAGACUGAACUGAAGGUGAUCACGAAAAAGCUGGACAACAAUUCUUGAGGUAAGGACAGAGAUACGGUUGCUGACACUGAGGUUGACACUGCCACAGUGGGUGGAGGUUACAACAACUGUCAGAUACCUUCAGGCUGAUACAUUUUCCUUUAUGAGCAGCAGUUGGGUUUUAGGAAAAUGAAUAGAAUCUGCAUCAAGGAUAAAUUCGGCAACGAUCGAUGGUUUCUUGGAGAGGACAUACGGCUUCCACCCUUCGAAGACAAACUUAGCCUCGAGGACCGCUUGAGUUUCAUCCACAGCUUUGACCUUAGACCUGACGACGUCAUUAUUGCCGGUUACCCGAGGUCAGGUAACAACUGGCUUCAUCAGAUGAUCUACAUGUUGCUGGAAGGAACCCUAGACCCGCCUCCCUUGUUUGGACCGGAUUCUUAUGUGAACUUGGAGACAGCCACAGACACUCUGCGCAUCCUCCCACCUGUCAAACCUCGCGCUCUUUUCACGCAUCUUCUCUUCAAGGACCUGCCAAAGGUCGUCACUGAAAAGAAGGUCAAGGUGGUGCACAUCACGCGGAACCUCAAGGAUGUCUUCGUGUCUUUGUAUUCUUUUUCAGAGAAAUUAACGAACAUCAGAUAUCAUCCACCAUGGCCAGAGUUUUUUUCUACAAUGCUAGAUGAUGGUUUGUGGUAUGGAGACGUCUUUGACCACGUGACAAGUUGGGAGAAGGCGAUCGACGAUCAUCCUGAGCAUCCAUUUUACUGUGUGACGUACGAGGAGUUGACACAAAAUGGUGUUGAUCAGCUGGAAAGUAUUGACCAGUUCCUGGAGACACACAGAGGAAGACCUUUCUGCCAGGCGGUGGUUGAGAAAUGUCACAUCAACAACAUGGUCAAUCUGCGAAUGGCACAAGAAGCUAAAUUCAAUCGCACCAUGCUUUUCAGAAAAGGAGUUGUAGGAGACUGGAAGAACUGGUUCACUGUGGCGCAGAACGAGGAGUUCGAGGAGGUCGUCCGAAAGAAGAUGGCCGGCUACAAAAGUCUCCAUCAUUACCAAUUUGAAUAAUUAACUCAAAACAUUGUAAAUCUCAGUACCAGCAGAGAGUGUCUUUUAUUAGACAAUUUAUUCUUCGUUCUUCUCGAUAUUCCAGACUUUGUCACUUACUGAUGAUCUCAGUCUACUUUAUUAUAAUGAGUAUACAGGACAGUGACGCUCUCUCUGAAUGAAAAACGGAAGCCGUAGACACCUGCCGGAAACACAAUGUUUUAAUCCGGACAAUAUCGUCGAAUUAUGUCUUUAAAAAGUAAAAACAAUGGUACGUAAUUGAUGUCUAUAAAGUCAGCCGUUCUAAAGACUCCUAUAAGUGUACAGGCUACAUACUCACAUGUAUGUGUAUACAAGAACGAAUAAAGUAUUGUCAAUGUGG